Molecule: messenger RNA, 1151 nt
Organism: Toxotes jaculatrix (banded archerfish)
Lineage: Eukaryota; Metazoa; Chordata; Actinopteri; Toxotidae
Gene: prdx1
Product: peroxiredoxin 1
Exons: 6
Coding region: 129-728 (199 amino acids)
Biological process (GO): removal of superoxide radicals; cell redox homeostasis; leukocyte activation
Cellular component (GO): cytosol
Molecular function (GO): thioredoxin peroxidase activity
Source: RefSeq, a predicted model, not a curated record
UGCUCACGUUCGGAACGAUCUCAUCGCGAGAACUGAGCCGUGGUAUAAAUUCCACAAUCGCGCUUGGUAGCCCCUGCACUCCGAUCUCCUACGUCCGUUGGUGUGGUAAAGUCAGAGUCAGACUGAAGAUGGCAGCAGGAAAAGCAUAUAUUGGAAAGCUGGCCCCAGACUUCACAGCCAAAGCGGUGAUGCCUGAUGGACAGUUCCAGGAUCUGAAGCUGUCAGACUACAGAGGGAAAUAUGUCGUCUUUUUCUUCUAUCCGCUGGACUUCACCUUUGUUUGUCCAACCGAGAUCAUCGCUUUCAGCGAUGCUGCCGAGGAAUUCAGGAAAAUCGGCUGUGAAGUCAUCGCUGCCUCUGUUGACUCACACUUCUCCCAUUUCGCAUGGACCAACACACCACGUAAGCAGGGCGGUCUGGGUACCAUGAAGAUUCCCCUGGUCUCUGACACACGGCGCACCAUCUCCACAGAUUAUGGUGUCCUGAAGGAAGAUGAGGGCAUAGCCUACAGAGGUCUCUUCAUCAUUGACGACAAGGGCAUCCUGAGACAGAUCACCAUCAACGACCUCCCAGUUGGACGGUCUGUUGAGGAGACCUUGCGUUUGGUCCAAGCCUUUCAGUUCACCGACAAGCACGGAGAAGUCUGCCCAGCCGGCUGGAAACCAGGAAAUGACACCAUCAAACCUGACGUCCAGAAGAGCAAAGACUUCUUCUCCAAGCAGAAAUAAGCCCAAGGCCCGAGUCUGCUGCCUGCUGUAGGAGAUUUCAUUUAGAGAUUACAUUUCCAGUGAACAAUAUUUAAGUCAGUCGUGCCUGUGGAAGAAUGGUUAGGAGACAGUCUCUUUUUUUUAGUUACCAUGAUGUGUGUUCUAUUGUCUGUAGAGCAAAUAGUACAGUUAUGACCAAAGUAUAUAAUUGUGUAAUUAUGCUGUGGUAAUGUAUGCUGUUUUCCCCGUCUGACUGGGAUAAAUGUUUGUUCUUUCAUGUCAUCCUUUACUAUUGCUAGAUACAAAGGACCAUACAAAACAUUUUUACUGUUAAGAAGCCACAAACACCUCUCUCCAUUAUGUUGAACAUUUUAUUUUUUAUUUUUACAGUGAACAACAAGUGUUCUUUCAUCUGAAUAAAAAAUACAGUGUGUAACACUCUCA